Molecule: messenger RNA, 5319 nt
Organism: Anarrhichthys ocellatus (wolf-eel)
Lineage: Eukaryota; Metazoa; Chordata; Actinopteri; Perciformes; Anarhichadidae
Gene: gnpat
Product: glyceronephosphate O-acyltransferase
Exons: 17
Coding region: 229-2274 (681 amino acids)
Biological process (GO): phospholipid biosynthetic process; fatty acid metabolic process; ether lipid biosynthetic process
Cellular component (GO): mitochondrial membrane; peroxisomal membrane
Molecular function (GO): glycerol-3-phosphate O-acyltransferase activity; glycerone-phosphate O-acyltransferase activity
Source: RefSeq, a predicted model, not a curated record
ACAGCCGUUUCACAACAUGGAAUGUCAACACGUGUGACGAUGGUUGAUCCUGCACGGCUACCGUAGUUGCGGAAAUGCCCCUGACUUGUCAGUUAGUACGCCGAUGAGAAGUUCUCCGGUUAACAACUUAACGUAUUUACAUAUCAAGAGGCAAGAACCGCACAGACAUCCCUGAACGUAUAAGUUCAGUGGUCGCAGUGUGUAUGAGUUUGUAAAUUGUGACAAAGAAUGGCUUCCGGUGCUAUUUAUUCGCAUAUAGACCCUAUGCUAAAGAAGAGAGAUGACUUUGAGGACAUUUUGGAAGAGAGGAGGAACUCCAGCGACUUGAGAUACGCCCUCAGGUGUUACACGCCGCUCUUCUAUAAAGGCAUGGCACCCUGUAAACCCAGCAUGCUGAAGAGCAUGGUGCUUCAGUCUGAUCAACUGCACUAUGUCAUCAAUCAGGUUACCAAAGAGACGGGCAGGGAGACCGGUGACGUCCGGGACGAGGCGUCAGCCAUCUUGGAGGAGAUGGCUCACUCUCUGCAGCUCAGCACCGUUCGCUUCUUUGCCUUCACACUCAGCAAGGUCUUCAAAUCCUUGUUCAGGAGCAUCUGUGUCAACGAAGAGGGCAUCCAGAGGCUCCAGCAGGCCAUCCGGGAGCACCCGGUAGUCCUGUUACCCAGUCACCGCAGUUACAUGGACUUCCUGCUGAUGUCGUACCUCCUGUACACCUACGACCUGACUCUGCCUGUCAUUGCUGCCGGCAUGGACUUCAUGGGGAUGAAAUUUGUUGGCGAGAUGCUCCGGAUGUCUGGAGCUUUCUUCAUUCGGAGGUCAUUUGGUGGAGACAAGCUGUACUGGGCUGUCUUCUCAGAGUAUGUCAAGACCAUGCUCAAGAAUGGAUUUGCACCAGUGGAAUUUUUCCUAGAGGGCACCAGAAGCCGGACGUCCAAGUCUUUGACUCCAAAGUUGGGUCUGUUGAAUAUAGUCAUGGAUCCGUUCCUUAAAGGCCAGGUGUUUGACGUUAACGUGGUCCCAGUCAGCAUCAGCUAUGAGAGGAUCUUAGAGGAGACGCUAUAUGCCAGAGAGCUGCUGGGUAUUCCCAAACCCAAGGAGUCCACUUCAGGUCUGUUCAAAGCCAGAAAGGUCCUCAGUGAAGACUACGGCAGCAUCCAUGUGUACUUUGGCCAACCUGUGUCUGUUAGAAGUUUAGCCGAGGGCAGAGUUGACCGCUGCCAGUUCAACCUAGUACCCAGACACAUCCCUAGCAGGGCCGGUGAGGACAUCCACAGCUUUGUGAAUGACUCGGCCUACAAGCUGGUGCGGGCCCAGGAGGAGAACAUGGUCCUGAAGCCGUGGGUCCUUCUGGCCUCCCUGCUGCUCCAGAACCAGGCGGCGGGGCAGAAACAGGGGAUAGCACUGGACGAGCUGACUGCACAGGCCGUGUGGCUCAGAGACCUCUCCCGGCAGUACGGAGCCUUCCUCCACUGGCCUGACCAAAUUAGUCCGUCAGAAGUAGUUUCCUCCAGUCUUUCCCUGCAUCGAGGUCUAGUGAGGGUCUUUGAGGGAAAAGUCCAGCUGGCAGUGGAACAAGAAGGAGCACCGGUGGGGCCAGGGGAGCCUCACAGCACCAUCACUCCGGAAGAGAAGCUCUUGAGCCAGGCGGUCAUCGUCCUCUCCUGCGCCUCCUACAGGAACCAGGCGCUGCACGUCUUUCUCCGGCCGGCUCUGCUGGCCUCAGCCAUCCACGCUGCUUCCUCCAACCAUAAACAGGAGGUCUUCAACGGUUUCAGCUUCCUAAGAAGCAUGUUUUCCAAUGAGUUCAUCCUCUGUCCUGGAGCUACAGUGCAGGACUUUGAGGAGGCCUGCUACCUGCUGGUGAAGACCGGAGCUCUGCAGGUUACCGAGCAGGAGGUUCUGGUAACUGAAGGAGGACACAGAACACUGGCCUUCCUCAUCAGUAUGCUGGAUCCCUUCUUACAAGGAUACCAGGUGGUGUGCCGGUUUCUGUGUGAAGAGGCCACUGAGACUCUAACAGAAAAACAGUUUAUUCCUGCUGUCCGGAAAUUCAUCAUCAAACAUCUUCUAGCAGGUAGACUCAGGCACGCUGAAGUGUUGUCAUCUGACCUUCAGAAAAACUCUCUGGCUGCUUUUCUAAGACUUGGAGCUGUUCAGAAAAUCAAAGGUGUGGAUCAGGGGAUGUUAAAGGUGAACAAGGUGAUGGUGAACUCACUGGAAGACACUCUAGGAGGAAAACUGCCCACUCAGAAAGCUUUCGCCGCUCGCCUCUAAUUCAGCAACCUCGUUAGGCAGAAAGGGGAUUGAGGAGUGUUGAUCAUUUUUUUUUUUUUUACCUGCAUCCAACGAUGUCUCAGCUCUUCUCUGCGUGGUCGGCCCGGUUCAGCCAAACGAAAGAAUUGCCACCUGGUGACAGCUUGAUUAGUUUUCUUUAAUUUCACUAUCUUCUCGUCACCUCUUUUCUCAAUAUGCUCCUUUUCUCUCUCUCUCUCUCACUCUCUCAGAUCUUUCAAUUACAAAAAGCUUUUAUAAAUGUUAAUAAAGCCAGAUGACGAGUAAGGCCUGCGCAGGUUUAUCGGCAAGCUCUUUGCGUCAUUAUGAAAAUCUGACCUUUUGCUACGAGCAGCCUCGUGAAAGCUUCUGAAUGUGCCAACUCCACUCAGGGUAGUGGCCGUUCCACAUUAAUGCAUUUGAUGAGUAUCCUCUAACACUCAGUGUGGCUUUUCUUUGUGUUAUUCUUUUUCAUGUCUGUCUGUUUAUCAGCUGUUAGACUUGUCUCUCUUAUUUUGAGCACUUUAAUGAAUUUAUUCAUGCAAUGUGUGGAACUAUGUGCUAACACUCUUCUGACACACUGUUGCACAAAAAAAGAGAAAGCAAAGGUUGCUUAAAAUCGGUGGAUUUAAAGAUUUAGUUGGUUACUUGAUUUAGCUUUUGGUUAAAAACCUUUUCUGUUGUGCUGUUUGAAUGAAAGAGUUUAUAUAUUUGAGAUGAACUUGCCACAGACCCAAUGCCUACUUCAAGAAAAGCUUGUUCAAGGUGUCAUUGUUGGAUUUAAAGCCACCCUCUGGCCUUUUGCCAACACACAAAGGCUCUCAUUCGUCUUUGUUUACGCAGUGGAGGUAACGCUACAAGCGUAACACUACUGUUGCAUAGUUGCCAAACUCCAUAUAAAAUGGCAGUUCGUUGUACCGAAGCACUACCAGCUACACCAAAGGAACAAGUUUGAAGUUUUGUUUCACGGUUGCAGAUAAUUUAUAGAUUUUCUCGUUGAGUCUAGAAUAGUUACUGAUUUGAAUUCAGAAUAUAUAAAAGUUUAUUUGUAUUCAGAGCGAUACACACUUGAUGUAGUUUUGUUACAGGGGACGGGAGGGAAGCCAAAAUAAUGUCAAAUGUGAGCAGCAGCUGAAAGACAGAAACUCAGACAAUGCUAAUAAAAUGCAACUGAACUGGAGGAAUAACGAGUUCGGAUUUAAUUUAAAAGUAUCAGACCAAUGGGUGAAAUGCUCAGGUUGACUUAGUUAACAUAAGAAUAACAUUAGACAUGUUGUUCAGAAUUGUGUAAUUUACAACAGAUUUGGGGUUUUAUAGAAAUUGGCAGAAAAAGCCACUUAACUUGCACUAUGCCAGACAAGAACGUAGGUUACAUUUUGUUUCCUUGGCUAGAAUUCCUGGCCCCCCAAGUAGGGCUGGGGUAUUGCUUGAAAUAUUUUUUUAUUGUUGCCAAUAUGAUACCUGAGUUUUAGAGAUAAAACUUUUUUAAUACGGCUCCUAAAGAAACAUACUCCUCUCUUUAAAGGGCCACUGUGUAGCAUUUCAGGGGAUCUAUUAGCAGAAAUGGAAUAACAUUUUCAUAAUUGUUUUCUUUUAUUGUAUAAUCACCUGAAUCAUUUCAAUAUCCCAAAGCAGUGUUUACACGGGAAAGCUGUUAUGUCAUACCCAUGGAAGUCUGAGUUAGCCCCAAAACUGUUGAAGCAGAACUCUAAUUCCUCUGUUAAAUUGUUAAAAUCUUUGCUUUCUGAAGGACUGUAGUAGACUAGUAGUUUCCUACUUUCCUUAAAAUAAAAGGGCUUCCCCCGUUUGCUUCAAGGAUUCCAAAUGAUCAUGACUAAUACAACGGGGGAAGAUGGCCGACACUACUAAGUGGAGUUCUUCAUCUUCCAUUUUGAAACCAAGCCUAUAAAAUCUCACACUUCACAAUCAAGUGAUCACAACAAUAAUACAAGUGCCACCUCCAGCUUUCUUUGAUCGCCAAAUUUGCCUGACAGUAAAGUUGUAUGUUUUGAAACUUGACACAACUCGCUAAAGUAGCUCAGCAGCUAACAAACGUUUGUAGAACAACAAUCUGCCUGUCAAAACGUGUCAUUCAAAGUCUACCGUCUACGGUUUUUAUACUGUAUAAUGUCUAAAUAUUUGACUCCUUUGUGACUGUGUGUGUGUGUGUGUGUGCCUUUUAGUACAGACUGUACAGGUAGAUCAAAGCAUGUUAAUAAAGUGUUUUUGAAAUACAAAAUUUCAGCCCAGAUUGCGUCUCUUCUGUAGGUAAACUGGAGUCAAGCUGCUCACAUUGAUUAAAAUUCACUCCAUCAUUCUAUUACAUCCAAUGUUUGUUUGAUAGUCAAACCUCUCGUGACAGACGGCUCAGAGAAACAGUUUGAUUAAAACAUGAUGUGAUCAUAGUCAAUAAUGCUGAUGAUGUGUUUACUCAAAUGAACAGAGAAAAUCUUGAGUUUUGGAGAAUUGGCCCCUGGUCAAGGAUUUGGUGCUGAGUUUAGGAGCCACUGUUUGUAUCUUAGCUGUUUGCCAAUUGUUUCCAAACUGAAACCACUGAUGAAUAACCAGUGGUGGAAGAAGUAUUCAGGUCAUUUACCGAAGUAAAAGUACAAAUGCCGCACUGUAAAAAUACUCUACUACCAGUGAAAGUCCUGCAUUCUAAACCCUUAUUUAACUGCUUGCACCAAAAUUGUAGCUCCACAUUAGCAGACCCACGAGGAUUUUAUGUUCAUUACAAUGGCGAAAUUCUUUUGAUGGGUGAAAAUGUUUGAAACACUGUAAAUUUAAGAUUUUUACCACAAGUGAAGCUAAAAACUGGACUCAACUUUUACCACUCUAAUCUGUACUUCAGUUUUAACUGGAUCCUGAACGCUAACAUGCUAACUCUAGCAUGUUAACAAGAAUUUGACCAACCAAUGGAUUUGAGACAUGCUGGUAUUUAUUAUGUAUUUUUUCGACAUGUUAACAGUUACAUGUCUCUACUGUGUAUGGUGACAUAGUAUUUUUGCAAGUUAAGAGCUCUUACAUUAGCAUGCCAUGCUAGCACUA